Messenger RNA from Olea europaea var. sylvestris, 1220 nucleotides. RefSeq names its product TOM1-like protein 6. The coding region runs from base 56 to 943 and encodes 295 amino acids. The record is from RefSeq and is a predicted model, not a curated record. Lineage: Eukaryota; Viridiplantae; Streptophyta; Magnoliopsida; Lamiales; Oleaceae. The transcript has a single exon.
AAGUUUCUACUGUGGAUGCAGGCAUUCUAAAGUUCGCAACAAUGCUUCUCAGAGUAUGUCUACCGUAAAUAGUGAGGGUGUCACCUCGGUGAAUACCAACCACAAUGCGGGACCUGCCGAAGCGCCAUCAAUUCCUGUAACAAGCAAUGCAUUAGUUCCAAUUACUUCUACUGCACCAGUGCAGACCUCAAAAGAGUUGGAUUUUAUAGACCUCUUGAGCAAUGCAUUAGUUCCGAUCAGUGUGUCGAAUGAUCAAGCUGAGCAGCAGAAACCGGAUAUAUCUCGUCCUUUACAAUCGGCCACCGAAGGGAUAACGUAUUCCUCUGAGGGUAACCAUGCAAACCCAACUCCAGCCUUCAACAGUUAUAUAGCUCCCUGGGCUCAACCACAGCCUCAACCCGGACUCCAAUCUCAGCCACAGUUCCCACCUCAGCCUGGUUUCCAGCCUCAACCCCCGUCCCAAUAUUCACAAGCGGCAUCACAACCACAACCACAACCUCAAUCCCAUUUUCGACCUCAACAUCAGCUAGAACCUCAUCCACAACCUCAAUUUCCUCGGUACUCCUCUAGCUACCCCCCUCCACCAUGGGCAGCCACUCCUGGUUACUACAGCAAUCCCAAUCCAGCAUCUAGACCUUCUUACAUAUAUUCAAUUUCAACACCUGCUGCUUCAUCUAUGCCUCUGCAAGAGACUAAAUCUUUGCAACAGGUCAACUCGUUCCCUGCCCGAGAAAGUUACGUGUCUAUUAAUGGAGAUACACAGAUCAGCUCAAAUCCUCAAUCCACUGCUCCUCCUGGGCAGAAGCCCUUCAUUCCAUCAUACAGAUUAUUUGAAGAUCUUAACGUGUUUGGUGGUGCAGACGGAAGACUUAAAGCGACAAAUGACCCAUCUUCCAGCUUGUCGGGAAACAGCAGCCAAAGUAUGGUUGGCGGAAGAAAGUAAGCGUGGUUGAUAAUACUCGGUUUGGUAUGAUGGAAAAUCUUGAGCAAUCAGAAAGAAAUUCUGUCAAUAUGAUGUACAUCUCUUUCUUUUCAAAGUUUUUUCCCAUCUAGAAGAAUAUUGAGUGAGAUGUUAGAUUGAUUUAAUUAUGGUCUUGCACUAUAGUUUUGUACUAGCAGUAUCAAAUAAGUGCACAUGUUAAUCAGAUUCCUUGAUGCCUGCAAAUGCUCAUGUUUUGUUCAUCCAAUACCACCAUCAAUAUUUUGAUCUUCUUGGUUUA